AUGCAGCUCCUCUGGUACGGUUCCCAAUUUGUCGUUGUACAAGCUGAGGACUACGUGACUCUGCCUUACUACGCCGAUGUGAUGGCGUUAAACUUGAGCCACCCCCAUUUGAUUGUCUAUGGCGAUGGCCUCCGCAAACCGGCGGAUCGCUUCCUCGAUGACCUGGGAAUUCCGUAUGAGCAAGAGCCCUCCAACCCGAACCUGGUAGUGAUCGAGCACGCGGCGCUCUUCACUUCAACCUUGCUCUCCAAAGUCCUCUCAUUCCCGAACAUCAAGCUGAAAUUGCUCGCCCCGGAGGAUGGGGCUAGCUUGAUACUUCUGGGCUUCAGCGUGAAAUUCAUCAAGUUGCUUGUUCAGUUCCAUCUAUAUCCUGAUGAAGAUCUACCCAGAGCUAGAGCAUGGUGCUGGUUUCUAUCCACACCCUCCAACGACCUUGGCUAUAAAACGAUUGCUACAGAAGUCCAUGAUGAAAGUUAUUUGCAAUUUAGGAGUGUUCCGCUCAAUGAUUGCAUACGCUACUCGCUUGGAUACUCUAGGCCAUUGUUGAAUGGUUUUUCUAGCAGCAUGAACAACUCUCCAGUUAUCUCAAAGACAUUUUUGAUGCAUUCCCCGAUGAAGCGUUCGAGUACGUUGAAGUCGAAAGAGAACUCCGUUCGGGCAAACCGUUUGCUCAUCAAGCUCUUUGUGUCCUGUUUGAAAGCCCACGGAAUUGUACAGUCGAACGACGCUCCAAUGUCAACACAUCAACUAGUACAAUUUCUCACUAUUCCCAUCCAAAAUUUGUUUAGCCCACAGAGGCAUCUAACGUAUAUUUCAAAAAUUCUGCCGGUAUUGGAAAUUCGCUUUAAACGCAAGUACCAUCAAGGAUCAGAUGUCGGCUGGGUUAAUCCUUUGAGCCCGAAUGCCCAUUGCUGGAUGAAUUUCUUGAAGAUGCUUCGGCUGAUGCUCUGGCGGUAA
Molecule: messenger RNA, 957 nt
Organism: Paracoccidioides lutzii Pb01
Exons: 5
Coding region: 1-957 (318 amino acids)
Source: RefSeq, a predicted model, not a curated record